GCACAAACAAACUGCCUCCUAACUCCGUCUCUCCAGCUCGGAUGAACAACUUCCGGGUCACGAUCCGCAUCCUGGAGCUCGCAUCCUGGCGGCAACCUGAUUACAUACGGGAUUAUUUACGUUAAAUACGCUUUAAAUAUGCAGGGAGGCUUACCCUGAUGAAGCCCUGCGCUUUCCUCUAUCUGUAUUAGCAGCUGUGAUAACGGUUGUGCAUUAUAAAUCAUGCGAGCAGUUUGCAGAGCAUUGUUGGAAAUUGCGUCCGACAGAGUAGCACAAGCGUGUUUAUAGUGAUAGAAGGCGCAACCGUCAAAUUAUUUACAUAGUUAGAUUAAGUAUCUCCAGACAAACCCUCGACUCUGUAUAUUUUUGUUAGUAUAGUAGAACAUAAAUUAUCCUGCUUAAAAAGCAGCGCCAUGAGCCUGUUGAUUCGCAACUUGCAAAGCGCCGUUCCGCUGCGUCGAGCCUGCCUACGCCGGGAUACCGAAGUUCUGCGGCGCAUCCUGGGCAUCCAGCGGUUCGAUCUGGGACUGAUCUGCGUGGACAACCGCAGGAUACUGCGCAUCAACCGCACUUACAAGAACGCCGACAAGCCGACUGACGUCCUGAGCUUUCCUUUCUAUGAGGCGAGUAUCUGUCUGCCGAUGGCUGGUGCACCUCCUUGCCUGUUAGAAUAAUGUCAUGUGAGACCUUAGUUUAUGUCCUUCUACGCGUAGGACCUGCAGGCCGGGAAGUUACCAAGCAACCUUACCAAUGACGAUCUCAAUCUAGGGGACAUAUUCCUGGGGGUGGAGCUUAUUAUGCAGCAGUGCAACGGGUCGCCAGAGGACUUCCAGAGCACCCUAACUAUUGUCACCACGCAUGGAAUCUGUCAUCUGCUCCGGUACAAACAUGACACGGAGGAAGAGUGGAUAAAGGAAGAACACCGCAUCCUGAAGGAGUUUAACAGGCUGACAGGUAGCCAACUGGAGCCUCUUAGCAAGAGCUAUAUUUCAUGAAGGACCAUCAUCUGAGGCCAGACUCAGCUCGGCUGGACGUGCCACUGGGAAAAUGGUGUGCAAAGCAGGUUAAAGGUCUUUAAAACUGAUAUACACUGAAUGCUGCACAGGUUGGGAAUGGGCAGUGGAUAAUCAUUACCAUAAAAAAGCAAAACAAAAUAGACUUUUGUAAUUUGGUGGAUGUCAAUGUUUUAAAUAAAAUAUUUAAUGUGCGCUUUGUAACUGUCACAAAGCUAAACAUCUCAGAAAAAGAAAACGUUUUUCACAUUUUGUAAUAGUUUCAUGUUUUAUAUGAAAGCAGAUAUCUCUCUGCACUAUUGUUAAUGCACACCUUAGUGGUGGAUAAUGACCUGUUGCAACUGUAUUUACAAUAAGUGUUUGAGUCAUGGCAAUCCAACAACGCAUUAACAUUUAGUUUAUUUAGCUGAUGUUUUUGUCCAAAGCAACAUACAAUAAGGCAAAUGGCACAGUUCGAGGAGUCAAUGACAGUGCCUUGCAAAUAUAUCCCCCUUGAUGUUUGUCCUGUUUUGUCACAAUACAAGCUGGAAUUAAAAUGGAUUUUUUUGGGGGGGCGGUUACCACUAUUUGAUUUACACAACGUGCCUACCACUUUAAAGAUGCAAUUAUUUUUAUUGUGACACAAACAAUAAUUAAGAUAUCAGAAAUCUUGUGUGUGCAUACUAUAGGUAUUCACCCCCACUUUGUAGAGCUGCUUUUUGCUGCAAUUACAGCUGCGAGUCACUUGGGAUACAUCUUUAUUAGUUUAGCACAUCUAGCCACUGAGAUUUUUGCCCAUUCCUCAAGGCAAAACUGCUCCAACUCCUUCUAGGUAGAUGGGUUGCGUUGGUGUACAGCAAUCGUCAAGUCAUGCCACAGAUACUCAAUUGGACUGAGGAGCCAUUCUAAGAUAUUUGCGUGUUUCCUUUCAAACCACUCCAGUAAAGCUUUAGCAGUAUGUUUAGGGUCAUUGUCCUGCUAGAAUGCGAACCUUCGUCACAGUCUCAAAUGUCUAGCUGACUCAUGUUUUCCUAAAGAGUUGCCCUGUAUUUAGUGCCACCCAUCUUUCCUUCAAUCCUGACCAGCUUUCCUGUCCCUGCAGAUGAAAAACACCUAUACAGCAUGACGCUGCCACCACCUUGCUUCACUGUGGGAAUGGUGUUCCUAGGGUGAUGGGAAGUGUUGGGUUUGCACCACAUAUUGUGUUUCCCACGAUGACCAAAAAGUUACAUUUUGGUCUCAUGUGACUAGAGAAUAUUCUUCCUUGUGUUUGGGCAGUCUGUCACAUGCUGUUGGGCAAACUCCAAAUGGAUUUUCUUAUUUUUUUCCUUUAAGGGACGGCUUUUUUCUGGCCACUCUUCCUGCUCUGUACAUAAGUCGGAAUCACGACUUAUGAAGUUAUUCGGUAGGACCAGCUCUUAUUUAGAGGUUUCAAAGCAAACGGAGUGAAUACCUAUGCAUACUCAAGAUUUCUGUUUCUUCAUCUUAAUUGUUGUUUGUGUAAUAAUAAAAAAUAUUUUGUACCUUUUAAAGUGGUAGACAUGUGUAAAUCAAAUGGUUCGAACCCCAAUUUUAU
This is a messenger RNA of Brienomyrus brachyistius, 2568 nucleotides long. Its product is annotated as endoribonuclease YbeY-like. Bases 414 to 674 code for a protein of 86 amino acids. Gene Ontology annotation, biological process: rRNA processing. The transcript is spliced from 3 exons. Gene Ontology annotation, molecular function: metalloendopeptidase activity. The record is from RefSeq and is a predicted model, not a curated record. NCBI's taxonomy places the organism in Eukaryota, Metazoa, Chordata, Actinopteri, Osteoglossiformes, Mormyridae.